Messenger RNA from Pyricularia oryzae 70-15, 5449 nucleotides. RefSeq lists its product as uncharacterized. The record is from RefSeq and is a predicted model, not a curated record. The transcript is spliced from 2 exons. Bases 1172 to 4576 code for a protein of 1134 amino acids. NCBI's taxonomy places the organism in Eukaryota, Fungi, Ascomycota, Sordariomycetes, Magnaporthales, Pyriculariaceae.
AGCAUCGUGUCUUCCCCUUCGCUCCAUGUUUCCUUCGUUGGUCUCAACUCUUGACAAAGGUUGAGAUCAGACAGCUCUGCCUCGCCCGCCCUUGUACGUGGUUGGCAGUACGUUCAUGGAUCCCGACUAUGUCUGGCACGGGCCACCAAAGCAGUUGAAGUGGACCUAGGACAAAUAUAGAACACGGAGGGACACUGAAUUCGAUUACUAACUAUCACACUUCAUAAGGUUCUUUGAACAGUACUGAACUAAUCACAACUACAAUCAUGGGGCAGGAGUUUGACUAGACGUGUCAACUCUAGAGAAUUCAAGAUAACCCCCGUUUAUUGAGCAAUCCGUACAGUGUGAAUAAAACGGAACAUGGGCUACAUACCUACCCAACCGAGACUUACUACAGUACCUACAGUAUUCUACGAAGUCUUGUGCUUGGAAGCUAGGGACUUUGCCGCAGGGAGCACGCGCCACCCCACUCCUUGUCCCUGACCUUCACGUCAACCCCAGUCCAGCCCGCUGCCGAUAAGCGCUGCGCUCCUCCUCGGUUGAAGCCCCCAAAACAAUAGCACCCAGCCUGCAGCCAUCGACUUUCGCAAAAGUACCUGCCUUGCCCUCCACUACCAGACAGACCCUGUCAGCCUUAGCUUAGCUGUGGGUGGGCGGGUGCAUGCAAUGCCACCAUCGAUAUCCUUUGCGCCCAUAUUCAAUCUGAUCUUCUUUCAUCCCAAACCUACUACCGCUGUUUCAUCAAACCUUGCAUUGUGAUCGAACAAUUCCACUAAUCAUUCUGCAUUCCCGCCGCGAUCUUUCCCGCUGCGAAUCCCAGCUGUCUCAUCGAGUAAGAAAGAAAGAAAAAGUAAAUAUCGGACUGGUUUUGUGGCUAGCGACACAGCCCUGCGACAGACUAAACUACCAGCAAGCGCAUUCAGCAUCCCACCGAGCUUCUGCGCGACAACUGCGAGCCACUCCGCACCUCUUUUCAUUCCAUUUUUUUCUUCUUCCAAAAAUUGAGCCCAGAGACGAGAACAUGUGCUCGGCCUAGGAAGGAAGGCAACGGACCUUUCGACGACAGGUUCACUCUGGUUGGCCGUUCUAUCUUCACCAUCAUUCGUCCAGAUUAAAUACCGUCUGCGCGCACCUGCAUUAAUCUCGCGCCGCACGCAUUACUUCUUUGGAGAUGACGUCCACCUUCACUGUUAUCCCGUCUCAGCACCUCAACGGUGGUCGACUGGGUAUGCCUGACCAGCGGUCCGUCAACAUCCAGGGAGACCGCCCCGGGACCUCAUCGGCGGCCGCAACCUUAAACCGUCUCUCCCCCUCUGCCCACUACGGUAUCGGCUCAACGUCUCCUACAUUUCAAGACACGAACACAUCGACUGGGUCUACGCCCGACAGUAUUCAGUACCAGGCAAGCGACUUUAGCAACAGCGACAUCGGCGACGAUUUCUUGGGCGUCAACUUUGGCGACGCCAACGGCGGGGUACCGUCCUUCCUCGGAGAGAGUCUCCACUCGUCUUUUUACGACUUUAAUUUUGAUCAGUCCCUCACAGAGCACACAUUCAACCCUCCCCCUGUGUCAUCUCUCUCGUCAACCAACCAGACCUAUCCCUUGAGCCCAGACCCUUCGUUACAUACCAGAUCCCCUCCUGUUCAAAGGAGGCCGUCGGGGGAUGUCUUGCCGCCAAAAUCGGCAGUAGUGGACCCCCAGUCGCAGUUCACACCAGACACCAGCGACAGCAUUACUUCCAGCGACGACGGGAUAGCGCUAACCAUGUCUCACAUAUCGGCGCAAAGCCCAAGGGUAACUGUGUCAAUGUGGGGAAGGGACGACAAUGCUGACGAUGAUACCAUGGAUGUAAAGCUCAUGGGUUUCGCCGCGCCGCUAGAUCCGAACUCAGGGUUAGGUUUACCCGUAGCAUCACAUUUUGAGGUCUCCCGCGACGGGGCAGGUAAAUGGAUGCCAGACACUGUCACGGGUCAAGGCGGACUGAACCCUCGUAGUCGUUCUGCAGCUGAGACUCCCAGCCCGAAUGAUUUGGCAGCGGCUCGUGAGACCCAAGAUAAAAUCAGCGUCGUUGACAACUGGUUAUCAGCCACUGCUGACACUUCGUCCGUGUCCGACGGCGAGGGAAGGCCUCAAUCGCUCUACGGUGUAGGCGUUCCAGAUCGUGAAAUCGGUCUGGGAUGUGACACUAGGAACGCGACCAAGGCAGGCCAGACAUAUUUUCGUGAGGAUGCGUCGGGGCCGAUGACACAGGACGACGUCCAGAUUUUGCUCAGUAACCGCGUUUGGGGCGACUCACCGACUGUUCUUCCAAUAGUAGAGGGAGCAACCACCCCUACCCAACCGAAAACUGCAACAGAGGCUGUGGCCAAGUUUGAGGCCGCGUGCCGUGACAAUGACUCCAUUGUGUCGAGAGCAGCAACCUGGGGUACCCGGCGUCGGAGCUUACCGAGUGUUGUAGACAUGGAGGGCAUUGUUAGUGGCAAUUGGGUUAAAAAGCUCUCAAUCAGCCACGCCGAACCCAAGAAGCCCAACAACUUUCUGGACGAGCUAUUCAAAGUGGUGCGCAGGCGACCAAGCGCCUCAGGGUUGGCCAAUCUCAAACGUUCUUUCACCGGCCAGGGUGAUGAUGAUGCGUCAAACCCGGCAAUCGAGAGACGAGAGAGCGGUGACAGACUCGCGCCCCCAUCUCGCUCUCCCAGCUGGGGCAAGAGACCCGUGCCGAGCAUCAACACGGCUCUCGUGGAAAUGGGAAACAACUUUGCCGCCAUCGGCACCACUCAUGCUCGGAGUGGAUCUAUUAGCUCGACCACCCCAAUUGUCUCUCCAAAGAGUCCAUUUGGACUCAAAGUCAAUACGUUUCGUCGCCGUGCCAAGUCCGACCUCCCUGCCAGGCCCAAAGGCAACAGCUCGGUCUCAAACAUUGCCGGCAUGUGGAUGAAAGCAGGUGGCCCCCCGGUGGCCAAUCUAGCCAACACAGUGGGCGUGACUGAUCACGAAGACGACGACGAUGAUGAAGAUGAUCAGGAUGAUGGUGACAUGAGUUCGGAUGGCACGAAACUGAUAGAUGAUGUUGCCCCAAACCUUUCUGGGUUUUCGGAACAUAUACUCAGGUUGAAUCCCAUGCUCGCUGAGCAAAACAACUAUCUGGUGGAACGCAUCGCAUACCAGCAGAUUGCUCGGUACAAGAGUCUUUUGACUCAUAAAGUCAAGCAUAUGGGCAGCGUGCAGGACAGAAACUGCCACUGCGGCAAGCUUUGUAUCGCCCUGGGCGGUUCUGCCGUCGCACUUGAGAACAAAGGAGCACAGGACCCCUGGUCUGCCAGGAUCCAGGGCUCCGAUGAAGACUUAUCAACACCACUGGAAGGCGCCAUUGGCCAGGACAGCUUUCCUCGCGAUAUACCGAUGCCACCAACCCAGACGCUGCCCGCCGAGUUCGAAUGCCAACUAUGCUUCCAGGGCAAGAAGUUUCACAAACCGUCGGACUGGACGAAGCAUGUGCACGAGGACGUCCAGCCGUUUACUUGUACCUGGGACAGGUGCCGGGAGCCCAAAAUAUUCAAGCGGAAGGCGGAUUGGGUCCGACAUGAGAACGAGGGUCACCGACACCUGGAAUGGUGGACCUGCGACGUUGCCGAUUGUCGACACACAUGCUAUCGCCGCGAUAACUUUUUGCAGCACCUCGUUCGCGAGCACAAGUUCCAGGAGCCAAAGGUCAAGACUAAGGCUGCCAUCAAGCGUGCAGGUGGAUUGGAUCGUACAUGGCAAAAAGUUGAAAGUUGCCAUGCCGAAACCCGAGCACGACCACAGGAUGAGCCCUGCAGGUUCUGUGGAAAGACUUUUCCGACAUGGAAGAAGCUUACCGUGCAUCUCGCAAAACACAUGGAGCAGAUAAGCCUCCCUAUCCUGAGGCUUGUUGCUCUUAAACAUUUAGAUGCCGAUACGAUCGUCAGUCCUGUCCAGGAACCACCGCAACGUCCUUUUCCUGCCAUCCCUCCUGCGCAGGACCAGCCACAGACUCAUAUGCACGCCCAAAGAGGCUUGCCCCAACAGCCUGCUCACCUGCAGAUGCCAGGACACCAAAGGCACAGUCCAAUCGCUUAUUCAGUUCAGCAACCUCAGUUCCCCUAUGGUGUAACGUCUCCUGAUACCGGGAGGCCCUUUGUCAGUCCUCAGUUCCACCACACUCCAGCCCCAAGCUUCAAUCAUGGUUUAAGCAGCCUACACCCACUGGAUACGACAUCUGUGUUGGGCAUGCCGAAUGUCAGCCCAAACUCUGCGUAUCAGACGCCUCAUCAGGCAAGCUUCCUUGAUUUGCCAGUCUCGGCCAACUCUUUUGGCGGGUUGACCACGCCUCAGCGGCAAUUUGGUCUCUCCGUUACUACAAACGGUCUAGAGCCUUUUCCCCAGAUGCCAAUCAGCUCCGCGCCGCUUCACGACAGCGCCACGGUCUUGAACUUUGAUUGUGGCUUGAUGAGCACUGGAGCCGGUAUGGGGGGUCAAUUUCAAGGACGGACCUCCCCAUACCCUCAAAGUGUAGACCGUCAGCAAGCGGGCGGGAGCAAUUUUUACCAGUAAGAUGGCAUUACAGUAAGCCUUGGUAAAGACUGAAAGAACACUUUGGUGCCUCGCAUCUCCCAUGCCUCUUUUCACAUGUUUUGCCUCGAUCUUAAUAGCUCAGAUACCCAUUUCUUUUAAAAUUUGGUCAUAUUCUUGUUUUUUUUUUCUCUCUCUCUCUCUCUUCUUUGGUUUGGCGCUUGUCCCAAGGGUAUACAGCUUUGAGUAUUGACGUCUAAGUCAUUUGUUUUGUAUGGAUGCGAUCUAGCUCAGCGCGCUGUAAAGGAUCAGCGAGUGCAGGGAAGUAAUGCAUCCAUCAUGGGAGGCGUACGUACGGAACGAGAACCCGAACAAAUGGGUUUUUUUAUUUGUUUUUGUUUUGGAAUCGGCGAUUUAUCGUUUGGUUUCUGUAACGUAUCGGCAAACCCAUAAACAAACAGAAGGUAGCUAUAGAAAGUCAACGGUCUCUGGCGUUGUCUCAUAAGUUGACGUGUCAAGCAUUUAGCUUGCCGAUGAUGGACUACUUUCUGUGCUGGGCAGCUACGGAUCUGCUCCCGAGUCAUUCGCAAAAAGGAGCGUGGAGGCGUUACAGCGAUGGCCCGUGCCUUUGAUGACUUUGAUAACCUGGAUCCCCGUCAUCAUGUUCAUGCGAAUCCCACGUCCUCCGAUCGUUUACCAGAAGAAAAAGGGGGUAAGAGGACCCAUCUAUAUCCCGUAAACGAGGAGAUUGGAUGGAAAAUCCAAACGGCAUAAACGCAAGGCUCAAAGGCACCAAGGCACGUAGCAGAUCCAAGGGAUGAAGUGAGGCUCAGCGGCGAUGCGACGGUGAAUUGUGCCUUGCAUAUCCUGGACGCAAGUCUAAGCUGUAAUAGGCAAAAGUGGCUGGAGGGUUGG